Trichomonas vaginalis G3 is the source of this 1350-nucleotide messenger RNA. RefSeq lists its product as uncharacterized. NCBI's taxonomy places the organism in Eukaryota, Parabasalia, Trichomonadida, Trichomonadidae. The transcript has a single exon. The record is from RefSeq and is a predicted model, not a curated record. Bases 1 to 1350 code for a protein of 449 amino acids.
AUGAAAAAAGAAGUCAAUCCAAGGACUCUCUUCAUCCAGAAGAUUGCUCUUUUGACAGUUACUGCAGCAUUAUCUCUCUUCUUUGCAACACACCACAUGCUAUAUUUAUGCUUUUUCUUCAUUCCAAUUCUCUUUGUUUUGCAAAAUGCUCCAGAUUAUAUAAUGCUUAACACUCAAGAUGAUGUCAACAAGAAAUUUGGACCUCCAAAGAUCGGAAAAGAAGAAGCGGCAAACUAUCUAACAAAAUUUUUAGAAAUUUUAUGGCCAAAUAUUUUUUCACAGGAGCGUGUCGAACAAUUCAAGGAAAGUUUACAAUGGGUGGUCGAUCAACAGAAGAUUCCAUACUUAGAAAAACUUAUUCUCAAAGAAAUUAAACUUGGCAAUACAUCCCCUCAGAUUACCUUCGUUAAAAUACCAGAAAAACCAAAAGCAGCAAAGAAUUCUCUCAUAUUUGAACUACAAGCAAUCUACUAUCCAACCUUUGUUUUAAAUUCAGUACUAUUUUUGAAAAAUCCUUCAAUCGAUGUCAAAGUUUCUUUCAACAAUCUUACUGUACAAUUUGAUAUGCUCGUUCAAUUUGAGUUCAAAGAAGAGCCAGAAUUACCCGAAAUUCCGUUUUGUACAGCAAUGGACUUUUCUCUUACCAAGAAUCCACAAAUUAUUGGUUUUGAUGUCACCGUUGCUAAUAUGACAUCAUUAUUUAACGGCGAAGAUCUUAAAAAGAGAAUGAGUUCAGCUGCAUCAAAUACAAUUUGGGGAUUAUGUGGCCAACCGAACGGAUUCCUGUGGGAAAGAAACUCUAGUGUAUGGAAGAUUGCAACAGUAUUUGGAAAGUUCGCAAUGAAGAGAAGCAGCAUGAAAUUACGUGAUUUGAGAAGAGAUUCACAAAUCAGGCAAGAUGCUCUUGAACAUAUCAGGAAAUAUAAGAUUGCAAUGCCAUUAGCCCUUGUUUGUACCGCUUACAAAGAUGCAGAAACAACAACAAAAUAUUUCCAAAUGCUGGUCGAUUUUUCGGACAAAUACAACAUCGAUGCAUUCGAUGAUUUCGUAGCCAAGGUCAGCGGCUGGAAUCCUUCGCCAGAUGAACUGACAUCAAUAAUGUCAUUGACAUAUGACUUCAUUUUCGAUUGGUUCUCGAAGUUUAGCAAGAGAAACAUCGAAAUGAAGAAAGGCUUGACAAAGGAAUGCGAAACAAGAAUCGGAAAGAUUAUGACUUUUAUUAACUUUCUUUCUUCGCAGAAGAAGAACUGUCCUCAAGCUUUCGAGAAGCUUGGCGUUGAACGCAAGAUUGACCUUCUGUUCAACGUUAUUUCGACAACACAAAAAGAAUUAAUCAAAAAUAGAAAAUGA